Bacidia gigantensis is the source of this 456-nucleotide messenger RNA. RefSeq lists its product as uncharacterized. Lineage: Eukaryota; Fungi; Ascomycota; Lecanoromycetes; Lecanorales; Ramalinaceae. The record is from RefSeq and is a predicted model, not a curated record. The coding region runs from base 1 to 456 and encodes 151 amino acids. The transcript has a single exon.
AUGGCAUCGAUCGUCCCAUUUUUGUCUUCCAGCAGGCACCGGCCCGUGAGGCACGUCUUUUCCAGAAAUAACGCGCCCGCUGCGAAGAGCAUCGCCGCGUUCUUCACCGCCGUGCAGACGGGCGCGCGGAAGCUGCUGUCGAUAAGGGCGGCGGAGGGGUGGGAAUCGGCACAGAUGAAGGAGUUGGCGACGUCGCAAUCGGCGUGGCUGGUGCAGGUGCCGCCUGCUGCUAUUUUGCCCCCGGCGGGGGCAGUGGGCGGGUUGUUGGGGUUUUGGCUAGAAGAAGAUGGUGGGGAGUCGGACGAGCAGAUUUCGUUGCCGGCCGCGUCGGUCACGCAGUGGUACCUGAUUGCGAGGGCGGAGGGAAAGCGCGCGCGAGGACCCCAGACGUGGAUGGUUAGGGGAUAUUGUUCGUGGUGGCCGGCCCAGCUGCCCUCGCCUUUGUGGUAUUGUUAG